AUCGAUAUAUCGAUUGUAGAGUCUCUGCCUAUAUUACCAGCUCUAGCAGGCUAGAGCCUGUUAAAAUUAAGCAAAAUAAACGCUAUGUUUGGCGUUAGAGUUGUACGAAGUGUAUAGGUUCAAAGUGCCAUGCCUGGCUGUGCCUGAAACUGUUAAAGCAGCAGCCACUUUUUGGCAAAUAAGCAGCAACUACAAAACACCUGCUAACGCACGCAAGGAUAACAGCAUACACACACACACACACAGCACAAAGGACGCCAGAAAAAAAACAAACACAUAGAGCGCACCUUUUCCUAAAUUGGGUCGCGCCUUUGGAGAGCUGUCUGAAUAUUGUUAUUGCUGUUUUACUUGGUUUUGCUGUUGUUGCCUUGGCAGACUGCUAAAAUGUUAUGGCAACUUGACCGUUAGUACCCCUGUAAAAACCCUCGAAGGAUACCACUAUUGUCGCUCAGUUCGGAGUUAUUCUUCUCACAAUAAAAUCUAAUUCAGUAUAGAACGUGCAUUCUAAGUCAAGAUGAGCAUUGUGGGUAAGCAACUAAAUCCCGUUCAAUCUACCAGUGUUGCAACCGCCGCCUCGUCCACCACCAUCGCGUCCGGCUCUUCUGGUGAUAGCAGUGAUGCUAACGGAAGUGGGGCCGUAACAUCGGGAAACGCUGGCGCUCCUGGAGGAGUACCUUCUGUUGAUUCGAAGCGCUUAGGAGGUCCGUUGGGCGCGGAAGGUUGUAAUGUUAGUCCCGAGGAUGUGCUUCACCUUACCACUAUCACGGACGACUAUCUUUGCUCCGCCAAUGCAAAUGUGUUCGAGAUUGAUUUCACACGCUUCAAAAUCCGCGAUUUAGAAAGCGGCGCCGUACUGUUCGAGAUCGCCAAGCCACCAAGCGAACAAUUCCCCGACGGUUUGUCCGUCGAGGAGACGAUGCUAGCGGCGGCCGAGGAACUGACGCUGGAGGACACUGCCGAUCCCAAUGCUGGCCGCUAUGUGCGCUACCAGUUUACGCCAGCUUUUCUAAACCUCAAAACAGUUGGUGCAACUGUGGAGUUCACCGUUGGAAGCCAACCUGUCAACAAUUUCCGAAUGAUUGAAAGACACUUUUUCCGAGAUCGAUUGCUUAAGACUUUCGACUUUGAGUUUGGCUACUGUAUUCCGUAUUCAAAAAACACCUGUGAGCACAUCUACGAGUUUCCCAAUCUACCACCGGACUUAGUGUCUGAAAUGAUAUCAAGCCCCUUUGAGACGCGCUCGGACAGCUUUUACUUUGUGGAAAACAGACUAGUUAUGCAUAACAAAGCCGACUACGCCUACGAUGGAGGAAUUGUAGUGUAGACUUCGAAGACCCCAAGUAAAGGUCUAGAAAACUGAAGAAAACGAACGAGGAAGAGCAGGACUCAAUACCUACAACCUAUGUAAUCUAUUGAUGGCCAGCGAAGUAGAGAAAACUAAUUGAUAAAACUUAAUAAAAAAAACUAUCGAAGACGUAAUGAAUGACUUAUCCCACACUCGAAUGCACAGUGACACUACAUCAUAACACACAAUGGAGAACGGUGUCACAGCCAUUUCUUUUAGCCUUAGCACAAGACAUUUAUUAGCCAUCUUUGUGUGGUGUAUUUGGAAAUGCUGAUAAAGCCGUAAAAAAGACCCACACUAAGCACGCGAAACUGUGUUCAUUAUAAAUUAUUUAAACUUUGACUGUAUAAUUUUAAGUGCAAUGUAAUUUUCCCUAAUUUUAACAUUUGUAUUUAUUGUUAUUUAUUCGUAAGUUAAAUAAUCUACGCCCUACACACUCACCUGAACACAUUCUUAUAUGAAUAUAUAUACUAUACUAUGUAUGUUCACAUACACAAAAUAAAAACAAAAACAAUAACACAACAUUGUACUUUUUUGUAUACAGGAUAAAAAAAAUAUCAUCUUAACAGUGGUUGCAAAAUUCUA
Molecule: messenger RNA, 1930 nt
Organism: Drosophila ananassae
Lineage: Eukaryota; Metazoa; Arthropoda; Insecta; Diptera; Drosophilidae
Gene: unc-119
Product: protein unc-119 homolog
Exons: 4
Coding region: 515-1324 (269 amino acids)
Biological process (GO): nervous system development; cilium assembly; lipoprotein transport
Cellular component (GO): cilium
Molecular function (GO): lipid binding
Source: RefSeq, a predicted model, not a curated record